Cornus florida is the source of this 1747-nucleotide messenger RNA. RefSeq names its product nicotinamide adenine dinucleotide transporter 2, mitochondrial-like. Gene Ontology annotation, molecular function: NAD transmembrane transporter activity. Gene Ontology annotation, biological process: NAD transmembrane transport. NCBI's taxonomy places the organism in Eukaryota, Viridiplantae, Streptophyta, Magnoliopsida, Cornales, Cornaceae. Bases 376 to 1482 code for a protein of 368 amino acids. The record is from RefSeq and is a predicted model, not a curated record. The transcript has 9 exons.
UUCGGUAAGUGGAAUUGAUUAGGACACGAGGAGUGAAGUCCUUUAGACAACCAAAAAAAAAAUUUCCCACUCCUUUCCAUCGAUCCAAACAGGCACUGAACAAAUUUUCACACAGAUGAGAAAAUAGAAAUGACUCCGUCCCACGCGCAAAUCUCCAGUCCUCCAUUUCGCAGCGUUCUCUCUCUCUAUACCUUUGAACGAGGGUCCAACACGCCCUAAGACUGCUCUCUCUCUCUAUAAUCUCUUUGAACGCUAGGUUUAUAAAUCUGCGAUGCGAAACUGCUACGAUUCCAUUCUGUUCUUCGAACGAAUUCGACGAAUUGCAGUUCUAUUCCAUUUGGACAUUCCCACUGUUUAAUUUGUAGAGCCUUCGAGAUGAGCGCCGAUCGUCGGAGCGCCAGUCAUAUCUUAUGCGACGCCGGCGCCGGUGCUGCUGCAGGUGCUAUAGCUGCCACUGUUGUGUGCCCGUUGGAUGUGAUCAAGACACGACUGCAGGUUCAUGGCCUGCCGGAAGUGUCUCCUUCUGGUCAGAGAGGUAGUAUCAUUGUUACAAGCUUACAGAACAUAAUACGAAAUGAGGGUUUGAAGGGAAUGUACCGUGGCCUUUCACCAACAUUAGUGGCACUACUUCCAAAUUGGGCAGUAUACUUCACGGUCUAUGGACAUCUUAAAUGCCUACUUCGUUCUCACGUGGACAGCAGUGGUCAACUUACAUUUGGUGCAAAUAUGAUAGCUGCUUCAGGCGCUGGGGCAGCCACGGCCAUUGCUACAAAUCCAUUGUGGGUUGUUAAGACCAGACUUCAAACACAGGGCAUGAGGCCAGGUGUGGUUCCUUACAAUAGCGUUCUUUCUGCAUUGAGAAGGAUUGUUCACGAAGAAGGAGUGCGGGGUUUGUACAGUGGUCUUUUGCCUUCAUUAGCUGGGAUAAGUCAUGUUGCCAUCCAAUUCCCAACAUAUGAAAAGCUAAAGUCAUACUUAGCAAAAAUGGAUAAUACAACCCCCAGUGAGCUGAGUCCUGGGAAACUUGCAAUUGCUUCUUCAAUAUCUAAAAUAGUUGCCUCUGUAAUGACUUACCCACAUGAGGUUGUGCGUUCCAGACUGCAGGAGCAAGGUCAAUUCAGGAAUUCUGGGGUUCAGUAUGCAGGUGUUGUUGAUUGCAUUAAGAAGGUGUUCCAAAAGGAAGGUCUUCCUGGUUUCUACCGUGGCUGUGCAACUAAUUUAUUGAGAACAACUCCAUCUGCUGUCAUUACAUUUACCAGCUACGAGAUGAUACAUCGGAAUUUGCUGCGGGUUUUACAUCCAGAUGAGAAGCAUCCACAGGCUGCCCACCCUAAAUCUGAUGGCCGUAUCAAGCCUCAACAGAAAAAGGAAGGCACUGGAGAAAAUAAUGGCUCCAUUUCACAGCAAUCAGAAAUCCCAUCCAAUAAGGGAACUCCUUUAAUUCCUCUGAGAAACAAGGAUCAGCUAACUGCUGGACACUAACUGACAGCAUUUUCUUUUUCAUAUUUAUGAGGAUGAGAAAAUUUUUCACCAAGUAGAAACUCUGGAAUUUCACAUCAAUAAAAUUAGGCACAAUUUUUUAAGCUAUUCAGUUUAGUCUGUAUCUUUUGUUGUAUUUCUGUUCUCUUUUUAUUUUAUUUUAUUUUAUUUUUCAAUUUUUUUACCUUUGGAUUGGAAAAGUCCAAAUGAAUUCAUCUUUUUGGUAUAUUAAAUAGAGCAUUCAGUUUAUGACUCAAGUAUUUAUUUA